AUGCGCGCCAUCGUCCAGCGCGUCAGCUCGGCAUCUGUCACGGUCGACAGCGAAGUCAUCUCGUCUAUCGGCAGAGGUCUCAUGGUCCUCGUCGGCGUUGGAAGAGAUGACAACGCGGCCGAUAUGGAGAGCAUCAGCAAGCAGAUUCUGUCUCUCAAAGUCUUUGAAGAUCCCACUACGGGGCAGAUGUGGAAAAAGAACGUCCAGGACCUCGGCGGCGAGGUCCUGUGUGUCUCACAAUUUACCCUCUUCGCAAGCACGAAGAAGGGGAAGCCGGACUUCCGCCAUGCAAUGGCAACAGGUCCCUCCCGGGACUUGUACGGCUCCUUCCUGAAGCGGCUGGGCGAUUUGUAUAAUCCGGACAAAGUUAAAGAUGGCCGUUUUGGCGCCAUGAUGAGCGUCGGGCUGACGAACGAGGGCCCCGUAACCUUCACGUUGGACUCGCGCAAGUUCGAGUACGUCGACCCACUUCCGUCCGCUGCCGCGACGCCGCCGAACAAAAAAGGAUCACCUGCUAUGCCGGGUGCGCAGACACCGAAGUCGCAGCCGCAGUCUCCUCGGACGGCGGCCUUGGGCGGAGUCGCGCCCGUCGGCCAAGUGAGCGUCGGGGGUCGGGGCUACGAGAAAGACUCCUUGUAG
Molecule: messenger RNA, 639 nt
Organism: Epithele typhae
Lineage: Eukaryota; Fungi; Basidiomycota; Agaricomycetes; Polyporales; Epitheliaceae
Product: D-tyrosyl-tRNA deacylase
Exons: 8
Coding region: 1-639 (212 amino acids)
Biological process (GO): tRNA metabolic process
Cellular component (GO): cytoplasm
Molecular function (GO): D-tyrosyl-tRNA(Tyr) deacylase activity
Source: RefSeq, a predicted model, not a curated record